Molecule: messenger RNA, 5250 nt
Organism: Sclerotinia sclerotiorum 1980 UF-70
Lineage: Eukaryota; Fungi; Ascomycota; Leotiomycetes; Helotiales; Sclerotiniaceae
Exons: 4
Coding region: 1-5250 (1749 amino acids)
Source: RefSeq, a predicted model, not a curated record
AUGCCACCAAAAGAGACACCGGAUGACUCGGAGCUGGAAGGGGCUUCGGAAGAUGAGGGUCAAGGACAAUUUGAAGAGGUUGGGCAACCUGCACCGCCUCCAGUCAAACCGCCUAGGAAGUUGAAAGUUCCUAAAUUCUUGACUGAUGAGAUGCCUGUUGAUGUGGCUCCUGAUCCAGCAAACACCUUUAAAGGUCACGAACAACCGUCGGUUAAUGAGCGCCUUGAACAAAUCAAGACUUUUCUUGCUGAUGAAGAUGUGAACCGAUGCUUAGAUUUCAAAGACAAGCUCAGUCAAAUCCAAGAAUACCUCGCCCAUGUUGAGGAGAACCAACUCCCACGGGAUUGGAAAUUGUUCAAAGAUGCGAAGGUGAUGACAGAAGCACAAGCCGAUUGGCAUGAACGCAUGGAAAAUUCAGAUCUCGGCGCUCCUAUAUGUGUAGAUUCUCCUCAAGUUCAACCAUUUAGUACGAGGCUCAUGUCGAAUGAAGUAACUCUUGCUAUUCGAGAGACAAGGGAGGUAAAUGGCAUCCAAACACAAGCUCGCGAAGAUCGUCCUCCUUUCACAAUACAACGUACUAAGGAUCAUUCUAUAUUUCUCAGGGCCAUAAAAGAGGAUGCCAGGAAAACUCUGACGGAUCUUACGGAGGAGGAACAGAAUCGUAAUCUUUUCAAGAUUGAGAACCGAGCAUACGGUGACGCCAAGAAUAACCCGGCAUUAAUUCCCCUUUGGACAGAUCCUAUUCGUGGUCUUUCUGAAACUGGAAAGAGUCAAAGUAGCAAUGAUCCUUGGUAUGGCAAUGGCCAUGUAUUAGGUGUCACUCCACAAACGGUGAGGAGGGCAGAACCAAAGCACAACGAGCUACCGCCUAUCAUCAAUGCAUACCAGGAAGUUGUACGAUACUACUUGGACAUGUACCGAGACAACGUUCUUACCCUCGGAAUUGGAGAUCAAAGACACGCCAAGAACUGGAACAUAGCGGUUUUAAAGGCCUUUUUACGAUUAUUUCCGACGCCAGAGGCCAAAGAUCUGGAGCGUAACGCUAACGUAUAUUCAACUGGGCAAAGAAAAGGCGAUAUGACAGAUGAGGAGUAUAGAGUUGUCAAAGACGAUUGGAAGAACUACAACGAUCUACAGGAUAAGCUAUUGGAGCAUCUCUCUGCUAAGACUACUCCUCAAGUACAAUUCUACUUUGACGAGCCGGAUAUGGUCAAGACAGAUAUAUAUGAGCCUACCAAGAUUAAUAUUCCCAGAGAGUAUGGCGAACGAAUACGGGAAGUGCGUGAGAUGCAGGACGAGAUUGUCAGAUAUUUUAGGGAAUGUCGUGAUAAUGGGGGUCCGCAAAAGUGCAACUGGUUCACAUUGGGAAGAAUGGCGGAGAUACUUGCACCCGUCGAGCCUGAACUCUUUGGUGAAGUGGGACAACAUUGGGCGCAAUUCAGAACCAGGCUUCUUCCUUUGCUUUGGGACAAAGCGUACCAUCCAGGAGAUAAGGAUCAGUGGCUCAAGCGUCGUGAUUCGACAGAGAGAGCUGUGAUUGAUCCUUACAUCGAGAGAUUGCGAAAUCUUUGGACUAUUCUUUUUGACGAGAAUCCUGAACUUCAACGCGAGGAGUCCACUGUGCAGAACGGCGAACCAUGGAUUAUAUUGUUACCAUUACAAAAGGGGGCUCUACGGACGGACCCAAUAAGACAUAAGUUAGCGCCUAACUUUCAACAACCGUUCAUCUUCUAUGUGCCUUGGGUUACUCCUAAACCUGAGCUUUCGCCGAAUUUGAAAAACCAAUUAGACAGAAUUCAUCGGCUUUUAAGACUUAAAGAUGAAGCCGGAGGUAAACUAACAGGCACCCAAUUGUUAACACUUCGACAGAAUCUAGCUCCUUUCUUCUAUCCUAGACUUCGUCGAAUGUAUGAUCAGACAUUCAGUGAUGAUCAAAGAGUGAGAGAUCCUGCACUUAAAGCAUUUUCUCAAAUCUUUAACCCUUGGCUCGCGGGAUUCGAAGGAAUUGGAAUUGAGAUUAGGAGUUAUAAGCCCGAGGAGACUCAGGCUUUGCUAACGAAGACCAUACCGGCAGUUUUAGCAAGUGCAAAAGAUGAGGUGAAAGCUCCUCAAUUCAGGCAACGAGAUCCGUCGGUUCUGUAUCAAAGUCAACAAAGAUUGGACCCGGAUGUGUUAAAUACUCUUAAUGUAAAACUGAACCGAGACCUUCCCGAUGAUGGUGAUGUGGGAGAUGCUACGAAUGGAGGUUGGUCCCAGGACUUGAGAAAAACUUAUACGAAAGUAUUAGGUCCUCCGACAGUGCAAAGCAUGAGAGAACAAUUAGCCUAUCUUGAACAAGAAAUUUCGGAAGUGAGGCCUAAUGAUGACGUUGGUCGAGGUGCCUUGGAAAAAGAACGGGCUAUUCUUAUGCGAAAGUGUGAAGAGGAGGAGAGACGAACCAUCGUGGGAGUCAAGGCUGCUGCGAAUUCCAAGCUCAAGGAUAAAAUAAUCACUGUUUUACAGAGUGUAGAUUUUGUUGGCACAGAUGUUGAUACCGACAAUCUUCCCGGAGUCUUUUACCUCGCCACUGAACCACCUUCACCCAUGGAAAUCCAUCCUACAAAAGUUAAUACUCUAUCUCUUGUCCCCGAUCUUGACACUGGUCUUCAUCGUAACCGGGAGAGAAAUUGGCAAAAAUUUAUCUUAGGCUACCCUGAACAAACCUCUCGUUAUGACACGGGCACACUAAACUUUCAGUCGAAGGCUGAAAGAAGGGGCAUCCAGAGAGCGGCUAUUGAAAUGUCUUUGAAUUUUCUUGCUUCAAAUCAUGAGCAGCGUCGACCAGACGAUCGAUUUCGUCGUGUUUUACUUCCUUCGCCAUGGCAAUCACCUCUACCAGAAGUACCGAUAUCAAUGGAACUUGAACCGAGUAAGCGACCUGUGGAAUUGGACACGAAAUAUUACACUAAACUUAUGGUCGAAUACACGCGAUGGAAAGAAGAUGAUUGGUAUGAUGCUCGUGAGAAGAUCAUCAAGGUUUCUCCGGGUCAAGUGCCUCCGCCAGCUAAUUAUAAUGGUCCUUUUGCCAUUCCGACAAUGUUCGAAUUCCAAGACACUGCCGCCAAAUAUUUGGGAAACUUGACUCCGACUUGGGACGCUUUGCUACAUGCAUCCAAUGUUUUUUCACGUCCAUUCCUGACUGCGGUUCUUGCACGUGUACAGAGGGGUGUAGACUUUGAGCCUGGUGAAUCGGUCGAUCCUCUUUACGAAGAAGCAAAUGGUCUCGAAAUAAGAUUGACACCGCAAGAACUUGGUGUCCUUCGGGAAUUAAGUGAACCAUCUUGGAAUUUUCAUUGGCUUCCAUAUCCUCCGGUUGCAGAUGAAGCAGAGGAUAUGCCUCGGCAGAUUCUCGAUGAGUUUGAAAGAGAUAUUGAUGCGUUGCCAGAAGCAGAAAAGCCUCCAUACUGGUCAUCAGGACAACCUCCAACUGCUCCUCAGAUUUUUGAUAUACCAGAAACGCAGAGGGAUUUUCGUCUGACUAAUAGAUAUGAUCCUACUGUUAAAUCUAUCGAGUUUAUCUCCAUGGCUGUCCUUCUCCAACAUAUAAAUAAUCGUCGGCUUGAUCAGAAUUUGCCUACGUGGGAUGUGGAUACUGCGAGAGCUCACCUUAUAAGGAUGCAUAAAUAUCAUCACAUACAUUUUGAACCAGCUGAAGAAAUAGAUAUACAAGAGGGCUUAGACAAUGAUCGCGUAGCAAGAGUGGCACUUACAGGUCACCCCGAGAUGAAGUAUGUAGAAAGCCGAAGACGAGCGCACAACGCAUAUGGAAUUCAACAUGAGUAUCCUACCAACACCUACACUGUCCAAUACAACUCGCAUCGCUUCACAGGACCUCCCAUUAUCCAACCUAAUCUCUACAAUUUUAUGGAAAAAGCUUCCUUCAAAUUCGGUAGGGCCAUCGCUAUGUACACGGAAGAACUCACAUUGGGCGAAGACCAUUACACGCCAGAUCUUAGUCUCGAAAUUAUCAAUUACAGCUACGUGAACACGAUAAAGCGCUCAAAAGGCGUGGAGCUCUACCCCGGCGAACCAAACGUACCCCGCGCAAAUCCCAACCCAAAUAACAUAACCCUCAUCCGCAUCGCAUCUGAUCUCUACAAAGUCGCACCCGAUAUCUUCACUGAUCAUGGUCUCAACCCUGAAACUCUGCUCGAUCCUAUUGUCCCAUUGCAAGAGCGAAUGCAAUACGCAGCCCUAAUGAUCCAAACCCAAGUCAUCGAAGAACUAAACAACAACUGGGAAUCACGAUUCCCUAUCAAUGAAAAAGUGUGGGGAUUCGCACGAGAUCGACUUGUGAACCCAGUGCGUACUGUGGUAGCAGGCCGUACAUUUACGGAAUAUCAUCAGCCGCGUCAAUACUUCAGUAUGCGGAGAUGGCCACCUUGUGAACAGAGUCCUGCUAGUCAACAGGUUAUUAGGGAUAGUGGACCCGUGUUACAGACGAAGAUUACUGAGGUUGUUGUCCCUGAAAAAUCAAGUCAGGAGAAGAAAAUAGAAUUAUUGAGGCAGAAGAAGGAGCCGAAGCAUAUCGGAGGUGGACUGCCCAAUUUUCCAUUUGGGGAGACACCUUAUCAGCAGGCUUAUUUGAGUUGGAGGAUGCAGGAGGAUUUGAAAGAUGUCCCCGAAUUCAACCCCCCACCAAAAACCGGCCUGUCCAAAUAUCUUCCCACUCUCAAUCCUCCUGCACCAAUAGACCACUACGCCCUCCCCAAAAUACCCUCUUCUUUCCAAGCCCGCAGUAUCCCCAUCGAGCUCCUCCGUCAACGAACCAUCACCGCCGCUCAAGCCCUCCCCGGUCUACCUUCCCUCACCGAAUACUACAGAGAAGCCGACGAAGCGCAAAAACUCCACGAAUACAACCUAUGGAAAAAAUCCAACGAGCGGAUCCAAAAAAUCGAAGCCUUAACAGGGAAGAGCUGGCAAAAUAUGUCGAGAAAUGAGAGGGAGCAGUGGGAAGGUGAAUUGGCAUCGUUGGAUAUGGAGGAACAGAGGGCGUUGCAGUAUGCGGGGGGAAUUGGUCCUACGGGUGAUGGAGCGGGAAUGCCUCGUCUUCUUGAUGCUGGGGAGAGGGGCUUGGUGCUUAGGAAUGGAAAGGCUGGGGGGAAGAGAAGUAGGAGUGCGAGUGCAGUUGGGAGGAUGGGGAAAUCGAAAAAGAGGAAUGGUAAACCUUCGCCGAUUUGGGUUGAACCGGUCAUGUCGGGUGGAUUGUAG